AAACCCUAUUCAUGCCAUUAAAAUGCAAUUCAAUUCACAAAAUCGGUAAACAACAAUUUGUCUGAUUGUGCCAUUUUAACAUAAAUCAUAUAUCAACUUUUACGUUAGCCGGUACUUGAGGACAGCACAGUAUCUUUAGUUCGCCCUGGGUCAUAUUUUCUGAAUUUCUCAUAUCGGAACCUGCGGGAUCAUCUGUUGGGAUUUUCGACGACACACAAUGCAGUAUCUUAAACAAAAACUUGACACCCAGAAUCAUUCCGAAGAAUGCGUUAUUUUUGUUUCAAAUUUGAAGUUUAUUAUAUUUUAUUUUCUUGUGUAUUCUGCUGUUGAAGUGUCUUUGAAGCAUCGGAAUGUAGAACCCGAAAGCGAUGAGCUUUUCAGAAACUUGCGCACUAUUUAUUAACAUAUUUAUCUGUUCUUUUAGACAACGCAGAUAGUUGCUCAAUACAGUGUGUUAUCUUUUUGAAACACGACGAAAUAUUAACAAGCAACCUCAGAGGACAAAUGAAAAUUUGGGACACGAGAUCUGAGAGCAAUAAACCAGCAAAUACAUUGAUGCUAAGUGGUGAUCAAGUCACUCCUACAUAUUUAACGUUCCAUCCUACACAGCGCCAUAUAAUAAUUGCAGGCGAUGAGCUGGGAGCUCUAACAACAUGGGAUCUUCGCCAACAAACAUUUCCAGUAAAUGCUUUAAAUGCUUUAAAUGCUCAUGAAGGAGCCAUUACGGAAAUACAGUUCCAUCCGGACAACCCUGACCAUCUAUUUAGUUGUUCUACUACCGGAGAACUUUGGCAUUGGUCGACUAAAACAAGAUACACUCUUGGAUUUGCCAGUGAGGAAACAAACGUCUGGCUUGCCCCAGAAAAUGUGAAGAGCAAAAUGGAGGUUUUAACAUUGAUGCCCACUUUGGGGAAACCAAUUAACAGUUUGGAUGUAAGCAAGAACAAAGUAAUUUGCGGUUGUGAUAAUGAAGCUAUUUAUUUAGUUAAUGGAAUCGCUUUGUAGUUUCGAUAUAGGUUUGUUUUAAUUCUAACUGAAAAUUAAUAUUACUGGUAUUAAUAUACUGAAUGAAAUUGUGAGUUAA
Messenger RNA from Dendroctonus ponderosae (mountain pine beetle), 1084 nucleotides. RefSeq names its product nucleoporin Nup43. Lineage: Eukaryota; Metazoa; Arthropoda; Insecta; Coleoptera; Curculionidae. Bases 505 to 1005 code for a protein of 166 amino acids. The record is from RefSeq and is a predicted model, not a curated record. The transcript has 3 exons. Gene Ontology annotation, molecular function: protein binding. Gene Ontology annotation, cellular component: nuclear pore outer ring.